AUGCCAGUGAUCGAUGUAUCUGUUUCGUUGUCCAACGUCUUUAAUCCGAGACUUCCGUCAUGCAUCGCCAAGCUCGGUAAUGACGAACUCAUUCUCAUAGAAUUACAAGGCACGCUCGACAUCGAGUGCAACGAAGACACCACUAGAGACGGGCAGUUUAUUGGCAAAUUAAACCUCAACGACGCCAACAAACCCACGUUGGUCAUCGGGCACCAUCUACUUGAGGGCAAGGUCGUAACCUUGCCUAAGCCAUUAGGCGUGAUGCAUCGCAAGGAAGGCUCCAAGAGACAUGGCUAUCCUGGCGACGGAGAUAGCUCUAGAUCGGUGGAAGAUGCUCGGAACCCCGUCGUUAGCUGGGGCAUCGUCGCCGUUGUGAAAAAAAAGAUUGUAUUCUCCAAACGACCCAUGCCAAUUUUGAACAAAGUUUGA
Messenger RNA from Suillus bovinus, 429 nucleotides. Its product is annotated as Ctf8-domain-containing protein. Lineage: Eukaryota; Fungi; Basidiomycota; Agaricomycetes; Boletales; Suillaceae. The record is from RefSeq and is a predicted model, not a curated record. The transcript has 2 exons. Gene Ontology annotation, biological process: mitotic sister chromatid cohesion. Gene Ontology annotation, cellular component: Ctf18 RFC-like complex. The coding region runs from base 1 to 429 and encodes 142 amino acids.